AUGGCAUCCGCCAUUCCGGAACCAACCAACAAGUCCAUCAACGGAGACGGCGCUGUCUCGCCCUCUCCGGGAGGGAGGCACCCCUCCAUCUCACUCCAAGCUACUGCGACCCUGAACGCCCAGCUGCAGCGGGAGUCACCCUCCAGACGCUCAUCUGGUAGCCCUUUGUCUCCCAGCCGAGCUUCCCCCAUCAACGGCCGUCGUCUCUCUCAAGUCAUUACCAACUUGCAACUCGCAGACCCAUCAGUGCCAGCACCAGGAGAGAUGCUUUCCGACUCGCAAACCAACAGGCCAGGGAGUUUCCGAGCCAUGAGCCCCCACCGACUGUCCGUCACCGGAUCCCCUCGAUUGAUCGCCACUGGAGAGCCCCGUCACAACCGAGCACCAUCUCUUGGGGAAAUACACCAGGAGUUGGAGACUGAGCAGGAGUUCCAAGUCAAUAGGCUCCUUGGCGAAAUUCGCCGCCUCCAGGAACAGGUCGAUAGCUACAGGCGCCAGCAGUCUGGCUCUGCCGCCGGCAGCGAAGAUCCUGCCGAGCGAACCACGACCCCGAUUCCCACUUCGAUCCCGCAGGUCCCAGCCGGAGCUAGCUCCGGAUCCCUGCCGCGGUCCCCAGUCUUUGCUCAUCCGCGCAGCUCGUUCGACGUAGCUCGCGCCGAUCUACGUCGCCGGUCUAGAACCCCCAGUAGAGGAGCGUCGCCUAGGUUGCGGUCGACCUCGAUCAGUGGGGACAGCGGCGAACAGUGGCAUCUAGGCUGCCGUGACGAGAGUGCUUUCUACCAAGCCGAGACUCAAAUGUUGAUUCGUGAGAAUCAGAUGCUGAAGCACCGUAUCAAGGAGCUUGAGCGUCAGUUGACCGAUUCGACCGGAAGCAAUGCAUCCAUCACCCACGAGCCGUCUCAUCCUUCACAUCUCACCCACUCAACAUCUGUUUCUGAAGAGGAAUCGUCCAAGCCAGUCUAG
Messenger RNA from Podospora anserina S mat+, 963 nucleotides. RefSeq lists its product as uncharacterized. The transcript has 3 exons. NCBI's taxonomy places the organism in Eukaryota, Fungi, Ascomycota, Sordariomycetes, Sordariales, Podosporaceae. The record is from RefSeq and is a predicted model, not a curated record. Bases 1 to 963 code for a protein of 320 amino acids.